Morone saxatilis (striped sea-bass) is the source of this 835-nucleotide messenger RNA. It is a transcript of the gene calml4a, whose product is annotated as calmodulin-like 4a. Lineage: Eukaryota; Metazoa; Chordata; Actinopteri; Moronidae. The coding region runs from base 75 to 536 and encodes 153 amino acids. Gene Ontology annotation, molecular function: calcium ion binding. The transcript has 5 exons. The record is from RefSeq and is a predicted model, not a curated record. Gene Ontology annotation, cellular component: myosin II complex.
ACAGAGGUGGAGGGACAGGUGACGUGGGCAACAUAAAACUCUUCUUCCUGGAAAGAGCCAAACCAACUGCGAAAAUGGCAAAAUUCUUCAAACAAGUUCAAAUCAAUGAGUUCAAGGAGUGCUUCUCCUUGUAUGACAAGAAGCAGAAGGGCAAGAUCGAAGCCAAAGACCUGAUUACAGUUAUGCGCUGCCUCGGCACAAGCCCCACGUUUGGUGAAAUUGACAGACAUCUACAAGCUCACAAAAUCGAUAAGAAAGGGGAGCUGGACUUCUCUAUGUUUCUGACAAUGAUGCACAGACAGAUGCAACAGGAAGACCCCAAGACAGAAAUCCUGGAGGCCUUGAGGAUGACGGACAAACAGAAGAAAGGAUACAUCCAGGCCUCUGAGCUCCGGGCCAAGCUCACCAUGUUAGGAGAGAAACUCACAAACAAGGAAGUGGAUGAGCUCUUCAAAGAGGCAAACGUCAAGUCAAACGGAGCCGUCAACUAUGAAGAUUUCACCCAGAUGGUGACACUGCCACCUGUCGAUUACUGACCUUUCAAGAAAAAACUUCAGAACAACAGCCAUGAUGGGGAACUGACUUGAAAUACACCGAACACGACUGAACACGUUGUAAAGGAUUGCGGUUGUACUGUUUUGUAACCCCCCCCAGUCCAAAAAAAUAGUUAGAAUUUAUGUAAGCAAGUUAGUAAUUUAAUUUAGUUUUAUUUUGUAGUAUAAAGCACAGUGUAUAAAUAUCCAUAUGUAAUAUGACAUUAAUGAUUAAUAAAAGAAUAACAUUUUGUCCAAAACAUGUAAAUGUUGUAUCACUACUACAACUUACAUUAUGUCAU